This is a messenger RNA of Perca flavescens (yellow perch), 4439 nucleotides long. RefSeq names its product contactin 1b (gene cntn1b). Gene Ontology annotation, cellular component: plasma membrane; axon. Gene Ontology annotation, biological process: cell-cell adhesion; axon guidance; brain development. The record is from RefSeq and is a predicted model, not a curated record. Gene Ontology annotation, molecular function: cell-cell adhesion mediator activity. NCBI's taxonomy places the organism in Eukaryota, Metazoa, Chordata, Actinopteri, Perciformes, Percidae. The transcript has 25 exons. Bases 226 to 3354 code for a protein of 1042 amino acids.
GCUCCAGGUGUGCGAUGCAGACAGUGUACUGAAAUUUCCCAUUCUCCCUCAAAGAAUGACUCAGCAAAGGACUGUGAGACUGUCUGCAAUAGCUGCUACGUAGCUAACUGUGGGAUACGUAAGCAGCCCUCACCAGUUUAUGUCCUGUCCAUCGACUUCGUCUUUGUGUCCCUGUGCCCAUCCGCCUAACUCACGUGGCUGCAAUAAGUCGGUUUGUUGACCGCCAUGCCUUCUGCUGCUUUACUGCUGCUGGCCCUCUCCUCCUCAGUCUCCCUCACAGUGGCGGUCCUAUUUGGCGAGCCUAGAAUUUUUGGAGAUGAUGCCACUGGAUAUGGCCCAAUCUUUGAGGAGGAGCCUGUGGAUGUGGUGUACACUGAAGACUCACCCGAUGGGAGAAUCUCCAUGAACUGCAGGGCACGAGCGAACCCACCUGCCUCAUACAGGUGGCGCCGUGAUAACUGGGAAAUCAAGCUGAUGGAGCAGCCGGACGAACACUACAGCCUCGUGGGGGGGAACCUGGUUAUCACCAACCCCAGACAGAAGAAACACGCUGGGACGUACAUCUGCGUUGCCAGGAAUAUCUAUGGCACUGUCAUCAGCAAGGAGGCCAGGGUCAAGUUCGGAUUUGUGGAGGAGUUUCCCCAGGAGGAAAGAGACCCAGUGUAUGUCAAAGAAGGACAGGGGGCUGUUCUGCUGUGUGCCCCUCCGAAAGCCUGGCCACAGGAGGUGACCUACCGCUGGAUCUUCAAUGAGUUCCCGGUUUUCCUGCACACAGACCGCCGACGGUUUGUCUCCCAGAAGACGGGGAACUUGUACAUCUCCAAAGUGGAAGCUCAGGACGCAGGAAACUACUCCUGUUUUGUUUCCAGCCCCGUCACCGGGAAGAGCGUCUUCUCCAAGUUCAUUCCCCUCAUCCCCUUACCCCCUGACGAUGGUGAGGAGAGAAAAUACCCAGCAGACAUCAGGGUGAAGUUUCCAGAUACUACUGCCAUGCUGGCCUCUAAUAUUACAAUGGAGUGUUUUGCUCUGGGAAACCCCAUCCCUCAUAUUGUUUGGAGGAAGGUGGACCACACAGACCUCCCACCAAACCAUGAGAUCAGUGAAUCAGGAGCUGUGCUUCAUCUGUACAAUGUACAGUACGAAGAUGUGGGAGGAUAUGAGUGUGAAGCCAUCAACACUAAAGGAAAGGACUGGCACAAGGCCUGGCUGUACGUGGAGUCUGCUCCAGAGUGGGCCGAAACCAUCAACAACACUCAGAUGGACAUUGGCUCAGAGCACACAAUGCGCUGUGUGGCAUCAGGGAAGCCCUUCCCUUUCAUCCGCUGGUACAAAGAUGGAUAUAUGUAUGGGAAGGGGGAGUUGAAGUUUUCCAGUCUCACUUUUGAUGACUCAGGAAUGUACCAGUGUAUCGCUGAGAACUACUGGGGCAUCAAAUACGCCAACGCUGAGCUGCGAGUCAUCUCCUGUGCUCCUACAUUCGAGUUCAACCCUGUAAGGAAGCAGCUUCUUGGAGCAAAAGACGGUCGCGUGGUGAUCGAGUGUAAACCCCGAGCUGCUCCUAGGCCGCGGUACACCUGGAAAAAGGGGAAAGAGCUCCUCUUCAACAAUUCCCGCAUUUCCAUCAUGUUUGAUGGGAGUCUGGAGAUCCUCAACGCCACCACCAAUGAUGAGGGCGUGUACACCUGCUUUGCUGAGAAUGACAAAGGAAAGGCCAACAGCUCGGGCUAUCUCACCAUCACAGAGGCUACCAGCAUCACAGAACCACCCGAAGACACUGAGGUAAAGGUUGGGGAUGAGGUGAUUCUUAGGUGUGCCGCUUCAUACGACCCCAUGCUGGACAUCACAUUCAUCUGGUCCAUAGACUUCAGGGUCAUCGACUUUGACUCGGAGUGGCAACACUACGAACGCGAUAUGAGUGAAGAUGGCAGCGGUGACCUGAGAAUAAAGAAUGUCCAGAUUUGGCACGAAGGUCGCUAUCACUGCACGGCUCAGACAGUGGUGGACAGCGAUACUGCAUACGCUGACCUCAAGGUUGUAGGUGUUCCUGGGCCUCCCGGUGUGAUCCGGGUGGAGGAGAUCGGGGACACGUGGGUGAAGCUGUUGUGGACUAAAGGAGCCGAGCACAACAGCCCCAUUCUCUCCUACACAAUUCAAACCAGACACUUCUGGGCCCUGAAUGAAGAUGACUGGAAGGAUGCCAGCACCAGUCCAACCUUUCUUGACGGCAACGCGGACAGGGCAGAAGUGACAGACCUGUACGCCUGGAUGGAAUAUCAGUUCAGGAUCAUCGCCACCAAUGAGUACGGCUCCGGAGAGGCCAGCAUCCCCUCCCUCAAGAUAAAAACCUGGGAUGCUCCUCCAGUUAUUUCUCCCACUGAUGUGGCGGGUUAUGGAGGUAGAAAUGGCGAGAUCGUCAUCACAUGGAAUCCCGUGCAGCCGUGGUAUUUCUACGGGAAAAAGUUUGGCUACAUUGUGGCAUUUAAGCCUCACGAUGCUUACGACUGGUGGUACGAGACCAUUUCGGACCCCGAAACGAGGCGUUACGUUCACAGGGACUCCUACUUCAUUCCCACUGAUGAAGAUUUCCAGGUCAGGGAGUUUCAGGUGAAGAUCAAGUCAUUUAAUGUCAAAGGAGACGGACCAUACAGCCUCACCAAGGUCAUCUACUACCCAAGAGAUGUACCUGUGGAGUCUCCGACAGACGUCUAUGCCAGACCGGUGUCCUCCACUGAAGCUCUGGUCUGGUGGUUGCCUGUGGUCGACACUGGUACAGGCCUGCAGCAGUACAUUGAGGGAUACCAGGUCAAAUACUGGAGGAAAUAUGAUGAUCCAGAGCCGGGAGCAAACCGUAUAUUUGUUUCAGCCACAGUCAACCAGACCAGGUUGGAGAACAUGCUGCCAGACUCGCACUACCUCAUUGAGGUCCGUGCCUUCAAUGGAGCCGGCCUCGGACCCCCCGGUGAACACUGUGAGAUGUUCACAAAGAGGCCACCACCACCAGAGCCUCCCAGGAUGUGGCGCUAUGUUACCUGGACAGGACAGUGGUUGUAUGUGUGGUGGGAUCAUAUCCAGUAUGACUGGUUUGGCAAUAUUUCCUUCCCACUGUACUACAAGGUGAUGUUCAGAAAGACAGGCUACUACUAUGGGAAAGUCUACGUCACUGGCUGGCACUUCAUGGACUUCCCCAUGCCUCAGUUUGGAGACUAUGAGCUGAUGGUACGCGGCCGUUAUGAAGGGGGAGAUGGCCCAAUCAGGAAAAUUAGCAUUAAAGGUAAAGCAUCAAUGAUCACGCCAACUCUAAGCCUGGCAUCUUUGGUGCUGCUGGCUCUGUGCAUUGUGGGAUUGGAAAUGUAAGCCCUUCCACAAGUGACAUGUAUAUAAUAGACUCUGGGAAGUACAUGUGUGGACACAAGAGAUCACCUCCAAACACUCUCCACAUGGAUUGUCAUUGGUUAAGAUCCUACAUCAUGCAUCUGUUCUGUUGCAACACAAAACAGGAAGUUGUUUUUCACAAAAAAAGCAUUGGUUGUUGGCCCUGAUACUUUUUAUGGAUUUCAUCUGUUAAUGAACAACACAGCAGUGAACUGUGCAGGACUCCUGCCUUGGCCAUAUCUGUAAAUAAGAUUGGAAAUCUUUCAUCUCAAAGCAAAAGCCAAAAUAAAUGACGACAGAUGCUGAUUGUUGGAUGAUAUGAUUAAGCUCUGCACACACUGUGUUCAGUUCCAAACAAAAUCAUUCACAAAAAGUUACUUUAAAGUUGUUUAAUGAAUGGAAAAACAGCAGUUAUUUCACUGCUACAUUAUGUCCUGUUCCUCUUCUAUCAUUCAACUUUCUUUAUGUUGUAAUCAUUGUAUCCUGUUUGGAGUUGAAAUGAACUAAACACACAGUACCAAAGUAGAAUUUAACUCAUAGAAUGGGGAAAUGUUAUUUUACAAGCACUAUAAAUCUCUCAGAUGUUCAAGCAAUUAAUAUGUAAAGAACUGUAUAAUAAUAACUUUUUGGUUUGAAAUGAGCAGAGAAGGAUGUGUGACUGCGUAUAGAUUUAAUGAAAAUAUGUCACUCCAUUUUCUUUCUUGGAGCACAGCAUAUCACAUUUUAAACAAGCUAAUCUUCACAAUCAUGUACACUUAUUUUUAGAUUUGUUUUCUAGAUCUUCAACGGUGCUGUGUGACAGGUAUAGAGAAUGCUUGCUUAAUCUUAAUUUAAAUGGUCAUCCUCAUUAGAAUCAUGUGCAUAGACAAGUGAAUUAUGAGUUCUAGCUGCACCAAUUAAAGCCAUAUAACCUGGGUGACAACUUCCUAUUGAGACAAAUGUUUUCUGAAAGUGAAAAUGUAAUAUUUGAAUGAUGAGGCCAGGGUUGGAUUGCUGAAUAAUACAUGUAUGUAUGCUAAUUUCUUUAUUUCAGGCUGCAAAACCAUUAAACAGAGUACAACAAUCUA